UUGGCUUGGCUGGCGCCUGGGCCUGGCGGCAGGAGGACCCGGGCACAAUUACUGUGGAUGUGUACUGGAGUAGCCGAGCUCGAGCUGCUGCCCCCUCCACCACCCACCUCCUCCUAUUCACUCAGAUUUGCCAUCGUCCGGCAUGGCAUUUAUCCCCCACCUACAAUCUCAGGCAAUCCGCCAUUACUGAGCCCCAUCGCCCAUCUCCCAUCUCCCCAUCGGGUCGUCGCAACUCGCAGUGCGGAAGCGCCAGUACCACUCCCUGUCCGUCCCUCUGCCGGCGGGUAGCUAUCAAUCAGUGACUGACGCUACUCGCUCCGCGCUCGCCUGCCUCUGCCUCUGCCUCUGCCUGCGGGUUGCCUGCCGGCGGUGUGCUCUACUUGUACCACUACCAGCGAUCGCAUUUUCUUUUUUGAUGAAAGCGAUCGCAUUUUCAAUGGCGGACAACGCCAGACUGCUGCCCCUGUUCGCCGCCGUCUUGCUCUGCUGCUGCUCCCUCGCGCAAUGCCGAGGCGGCGGCGGCGGCGGGCAGAACUACACCUCCAUGUUCAGCUUCGGCGACUCGCUCACCGACACCGGCAACCUGCUCGUAUCCAGCCCGCUCUCCAACCACAUCGUCGGCCGCUACCCCUACGGCAUGACCUACUUCCACCGCCCCACCGGCCGCUGCUCCGACGGCCGCCUCGUCGUCGACUUCCUAGCGCAAGCGUUCGGCCUGCCGCUGCUGCAGCCGUACCUGCAGUCCCGCGGCAAGGACCUCCGCCGGGGCGUCAACUUCGCCGUCGGCGGCGCCACCGCCAUGGAUCCGCCUUUCUUCCAGGAGAUCGGCGCGUCCGACAAGCUCUGGACCAACCUCUCCCUCAGCGUCCAGCUCGGCUGGUUCGAGCAGCUCAAGCCGUCACUCUGCAGCUCCCCAAAAAAGUGCAAGGAGUACUUCAGCAAGUCCCUGUUCCUCGUCGGAGAGAUUGGGGGAAACGACUACAACUACGCCUUCUUCAAGGGCAAGACCCUGGACGACGCCAAAACCUACGUCCCCACGGUCGCCGCCGCGGUCACCGAUGCCACCGAGAGGCUGAUCAAGGCCGGCGCCACGCACCUGGUGGUGCCGGGGAACCUGCCCAUUGGGUGCUCGUCGGCGUACCUGACCCUGCACCCGGGCCGGAACAGCAGCGACUACGACGCCGCCGGCUGCCUCAAGACGUACAAUGACUUCGCGCAGCACCACAACGCGGUGCUCCAGCAGAACCUGCGGGCGCUCCGGGUCAAGUACCCGCAGGCCAGGAUCAUGUACGCCGACUACUACGGCGCCGCCAUGUCCUUCGCCAAGAACCCCAAGCAGUUCGGGUUUACAGAGGGGCCACUGCGGACGUGCUGCGGCGGCGGUGGGCCAUACAACUUCAACCCGAAGGCGAGCUGCGGCGUGCGGGGCUCCAGCGUGUGCACGGACCCGUCGGCGUACGCCAACUGGGACGGCGUGCACCUGACGGAGGCCGCCUACCACGCCAUCGCCGACAGCAUCCUCAACGGCCCCUACACCAGCCCCAGGCUCCUCUGAUCCGAAUGAGAAGCUCAUCAUCCAUCGGCAGGCAGCAGCUCAUAUCUCACCUGUAGACUGUAGCGGUGGCAAGAAUGUGGCCGUGAGCUGCUAGCUGUGGUAAUUAAACGACUGUUGUAUGUACGUACUACUAGUAGUGUGACGGUGUUGGGACUGGUAGGGUGACUCGUAAAACUAAAAUGGUGGAGUUUUGCGUCCGCUUCUCGACUUGUGGCAUUGGUGUACUGUGACGUGAAAUUGGCUGGCA
Sorghum bicolor (sorghum) is the source of this 1802-nucleotide messenger RNA. Its product is annotated as GDSL esterase/lipase At5g45910. Bases 416 to 1555 code for a protein of 379 amino acids. The record is from RefSeq and is a predicted model, not a curated record. The transcript is spliced from 5 exons. Lineage: Eukaryota; Viridiplantae; Streptophyta; Magnoliopsida; Poales; Poaceae. Gene Ontology annotation, molecular function: hydrolase activity, acting on ester bonds.